This is a messenger RNA of Acaulospora morrowiae, 1239 nucleotides long. NCBI's taxonomy places the organism in Eukaryota, Fungi, Glomeromycota, Glomeromycetes, Diversisporales, Acaulosporaceae. The record is from the annotation of a GenBank genome assembly.
AUGUCUUCCGAAAGACCCUUACACGUUGUCAUACGCAUUCCUUACAAAAGACCUCCAGGAUUUGUUGAACCACCUACUGUUGUUUGGACGGACGAAAUGGAACAAAAGCUAUGGGAGAUUCUCACGAUAAAUAAACGGCAAAACAUUGAUUGGAAUGCAGCUUCGAAAUUAUUGAAUGUUCCAGUGCCAUAUCUUUUGCGCUAUGCGGCUUUUUUAUAUGAGACACAACUUCGCGAUGUUCAAAUGCAGUUACGUUUGGGUGAAGCAUUGAGCGCCAGUAAUAUCAGCACAUUCAGUAGUCGUAACAGGGCAUCAAGCUUGGGCGCCGGAAGUCAAAGGCCAGCUUCUGUACUAUCAAAUGCGAGUCGAGAACAAUAUGUAACGUCUCGUGGUGCCAAUGCAGGUUCACAGGAGAUGGUACGGACAGGUAGUAAUAACAGCUUGUCAGAUGGUCGGAAACCUACAAAUGGAUCAACCUCAUCUAUCGCUGCUCAACCUGUCAAUGAAGUUGGAUCAUCGUAUCAAUCGAAAAAUCCAUUACCUCCACCUGAGGUGAGAACACCUCAGGCUUAUGUCGCGCCGUCUCCUCCCCCCUUUGGAUCACCGAGUUCUUCCAGAAGACUAAUGUCUACUUCUUCGUCAGUAUCAACGAUAACCACCACUGUUGAUCCGGUUUCAAGACAACCAAUUCAGGUGACGCCUAAACAAGAGACUUUCCCAACCACUAAUCUGUCAACUAUAGAGUCUCAAACAACAAAUUCAUAUGCGACUCCGGCUGCAUCACUAUCGUUGCCAUUAUCCAAAACUUUGUCGAAUUCACUGUCGCCACUUGACGCUCACGAACUUUCAAAGAAUGUCAUAGAACAUAGUAAUUAUCUUGAUUCUUUGGAUGAAGAUUAUGAUAGUAUGAGACAAAGUAAUGAGGAUUCAUUAAGUGAACAAUUAGCAAGAUUACAAGUGGAUGAUGUUGCUGCUUUCUUACCUUUCAAACCGCGACCUGAUGGAAAUAAAUUAGAUUCCGAAACCAUCAAUCCUGCAGGCGCUGUCAAUUCUCUAAAUUCUGUUAAAUCGAGACUUCAACCAACAAGCAAGCAAACACUCGAUCAUUCUUCCUCUUGCAGUGAUGAAGAUUUAGAUUUAACACAGUCAGAAUUGGAGGUUGCAUACUUGGAAGAUACAUCAACAUCACUGUCUACUCCGGUCGAUCACAGUGAAACCACAACAUCUUACUCGGAGUAA